Messenger RNA from Ipomoea triloba (trilobed morning glory), 3448 nucleotides. Its product is annotated as leucine-rich repeat receptor-like serine/threonine-protein kinase BAM1. NCBI's taxonomy places the organism in Eukaryota, Viridiplantae, Streptophyta, Magnoliopsida, Solanales, Convolvulaceae. The coding region runs from base 129 to 3167 and encodes 1012 amino acids. The transcript is spliced from 2 exons. Gene Ontology annotation, molecular function: protein binding; protein kinase activity; ATP binding. The record is from RefSeq and is a predicted model, not a curated record. Gene Ontology annotation, biological process: protein phosphorylation; hormone-mediated signaling pathway. Gene Ontology annotation, cellular component: plasma membrane.
AAUUUGAGUUUUGCUUUAGCUCACUGAGCUGCAAUCUCUACUCUAAUUCCAAACCACUCAGCUAACCUAAAAACAAAUAGUUUGUGGGCAAUACAGAGAGAGAGAGAGAUACGAAUCUAGCGAACGAAAUGCGGGUCCUUCUCCUACUCUUCCUCCUCCUUCAGUUUCAUCUCCGCCACUCCACCGGCGCCGGCGCCGGAAAACCACCGGGCGUAACAGAGCAGGCGGCAUUGCUAUCUAUAAAGGCGGCUUUCACCGCCGAUUCUCAGUCCACUCUUUCCUCAUGGAACAUCUCCACCAGCCACUGCACGUGGCAACGGCUCACGUGCGACUCGCUCCUUCACGUGGUUUCGCUCGACCUUUCCGGCCUCAACCUCUCCGGCGUCCUCUCGCCGGAGGUAUCCCAACUUCCCUCCCUUGUCAACCUCUCCGUCGCCGCCAACCAGCUCACCGGCCCCGUUCCGCCGGAAAUCUCCGCAAUCUCUACUCUCCGUUUCCUUAAUCUCUCCAACAAUAUCUUCGGCUCAACUUUCCCUCACCAGCUCGCUCAACUCGCCAAUCUCCAAGUCCUCGACCUCUACAACAACAAUUUGACCGGUGACCUGCCGGUUGAAGUCUACAAAAUGACCGGUCUCCGCCAUCUCCACCUCGGCGGCAACUAUUUCACCGGUCGCAUUCCUCCAGAGUACGGAAGAUUCCCUAAUCUCGAGUAUCUCGCGGUUUCCGGUAACGGACUCAGUGGCGUGAUACCUUCGGAGAUCGGGAACUUGACGAAGCUUAAGGAGCUCUAUAUUGGCUACUUCAACGCCUUCUCAGGUGGAAUACCGGCGGAGAUAGGGAACUUGUCUCAGCUCAUUCGCUUUGACGCCGCUAACUGUGGACUAACGGGAGAGAUUCCAGGGGAGAUAGGAAAACUUAACAACCUGGAUACUCUGUUCCUUCAAGUUAACGACCUUACCGGGUCAUUAACGCCGGAAAUAGGGUUUCUGAAGAACUUGAAGUCAUUGGAUCUAUCCAACAAUGCGUUCUCUGGUGAAAUACCGGAAUCCUUCGCGGAGCUUAAGAAUCUCACUCUUUUGAAUCUCUUCCGGAACAAGCUUCACGGUUCUAUACCGGACUUCAUUGGGGAUUUUCCUGAGCUGGAGGUGUUACAGCUAUGGGAGAACAAUUUCACAGGUAGCAUUCCACAGCAGUUGGGCGAGAAUGGUAAGCUUCAAUUUGUUGAUAUCAGUUCCAAUAAAUUGACCGGAAAUAUACCCCCAAAUUUGUGCACUGGAAACAAACUUCAGACCCUAAUUACUCUGGGAAAUUUCUUGUUUGGUCCCAUACCGGAAUCUCUGGGCCAGUGCCAGUCAUUGAAUCGGAUUCGGAUGGGCGAAAACUAUCUCAAUGGCUCGAUUCCUAAAGGGCUUUUGAGUUUGCCUAAGCUCUCACAAGUUGAGCUCCAAGACAAUUUGCUCACUGGUACUUUUCCGGAGAUAAGUUCCAUUUCUUCCAGUCUUGGGCAGAUUAGCCUUUCCAAUAAUAAUUUGACUGGGCCAUUGCCAUCCAGCAUUGGAAAUUUUGCCGGUGUGCAGAAGCUGCUCUUAGAUGGGAACAAGUUUUCAGGCCACAUUCCUGCCGAAAUUGGGAAAUUACAACAGCUUUCCAAGAUGGAUUUUAGCGACAACAAUUUGUCUGGUACCAUUGCACCGGAAAUAAGCCAGUGCAAGUUGCUGACUUUCGUUGAUCUCAGUGGAAACCAACUCUCUGGUGAAAUUCCGACUGAGAUCACAGGCAUGAAGAUAUUAAACUACUUGAACCUGUCCAGGAAUGACCUGAGUGGGAGCAUUCCAGAGUCAAUGGCUGCAAUGCAGAGCCUAACCUCUGUUGAUUUUUCAUAUAACAAUUUAUCUGGAUUGGUUCCUGGUACUGGUCAGUUCAGUUAUUUCAAUUCAACUUCGUUUGUGGGCAAUCCGGAUCUCUGUGGCCCUUAUUUGGGGCCUUGCAAGAAUGGUAUUGUUAAUGGGUCUAAUGAAUCCCAUCAGAAAGGGGGUCUCUCACCAUCUUUGAAGCUUAUACUUGUUGUUGUGUUGCUUGUGUGCUCGAUUGUGUUUGCUGUUGCAGCAAUUAUUAAGGCUCGAUCUUUAAAGAAGGCAAGUGAUGCUCGGGCAUGGAAACUUACUGCUUUCCAGCGCUUAGAUUUUACUUGUGAUGAUAUUUUAGAUUGCUUGAAGGAGGACAAUAUCAUUGGGAAGGGAGGUGCUGGUAUAGUUUACAAGGGAGCGAUGCCCAAUGGAGAACAAGUAGCAGUGAAAAGGUUGCCAGCCAUGAGCCGUGGCUCUUCACAUGAUCAUGGGUUCAAUGCAGAAAUACAGACUCUUGGGAGGAUCAGACACAGGCAUAUUGUCAGAUUACUAGGUUUUUGCUCAAACUAUGAAACAAACCUUUUGGUUUAUGAGUACAUGCCAAAUGGCAGCCUGGGUGAAGUUCUUCAUGGCAAGAAAGGUGGUCAUUUGCGCUGGGAUACGCGGUAUAAGAUAGCUGUAGAGGCUGCAAAGGGCCUUUGCUAUCUUCAUCACGAUUGCUCACCCCUCAUCCUCCACCGUGAUGUAAAAUCAAACAACAUUCUUUUGGAUACUAACUUUGAAGCUCAUGUUGCUGAUUUUGGACUUGCCAAGUUCCUGCAAGAUUCUGGAACAUCAGAAUGCAUGUCUGCCAUUGCUGGUUCUUAUGGAUACAUUGCUCCAGAGUACGCGUACACACUCAAAGUUGAUGAGAAGAGCGACGUGUACAGUUUUGGGGUGGUUCUAUUGGAAUUAGUGUGCGGGAAAAAGCCAGUUGGGGAGUUUGGAGAUGGCGUCGACAUAGUCCAAUGGGUCAGAAAAAUGACGGACGGGAAGAAGGAAGGAGUUCUCAAGAUCCUCGACUCCAGACUAUCCACAGUCCCCAUUCAUGAGGCAAUGCACAUGUUCUACGUCGCAAUGCUGUGUGUGGAAGAGCAAGCCGUGGAGCGCCCAAAGAUGCGUGAGGUUGUGCAAAUGCUAACAGAGCUCCCCAAGCAGCCCCCCGGCACCAAACCGGAGGGCACAACAACUUGUGAGUCCUCUGCACUAGAGCCCCCCGGAACUGGUACUAGCGACGCAAAAGACCACCAACAGCCACCACCCGAUCUUCUCAGCAUAUAAAAAUCUGUACGACUACCUCCCUCCCUCCUCCUCCUCUACCUAGUUUGUUCCUUAAGUAGCUGUAUUAUCAAUUAUGCUUUGCUUUCUGUUUAAAUUGGGAGUGGGAUUAAGUAUUCUGGGAUUCCCUCUAGGACUUCAACCUUCUAUUUCCUGUUCUAGUUUUGGCUUGGUUGUACAGUCGGAUUGGUGGUAAUUCCAGUUGUAGUAGUGGUAGUAUAAACUUGAAAAGUUGAAAGCAUCAACAUCAUGGUUAAUUAAUUAUGUGCAGCAUUUAAGUGUCU